AUGUCCGACCCCAGUGACCGGUCCUCGGAGUCCAUGCCCGGUUCCGAAACCACGGGCCUGAAGCCUUUGUCCAAUGUCGAGGAUAUGGCCCUGCCGAACCCUAGCAACAGUGAGCUCUCUCGCUUUAUGAGCCGUGCCGGCAUCUCCCUGGCCAAUGGCUUUCCACUCGAGGACGACGAGGUCGAUGAAGAGGUGGACGAGGACUAUGUCGCCGUCGACCAGGAGGACGCCAAUGAUUUCCCCGUUUGGUUCCGCCGCCCCCCGACACAGCACCGCACCAAGCUCGAUGAAUUGCACCCUUUCGUCCAACUGCUCUCCGUUUCCAAUGUUGAAGACUGCGUCGAGGUGGAGAAGGCGUUCCCCGAGGCGGAGCGUUGCUCGCGUGACAAGUUUAUCUACCGUCUCAGCCGGUGCCCAGAACUCAGCCUGGGACUCUUUACUCUGCCUAUCAUCAAGGCCGGUGAUCCCAAGCCCCCCGCGACGCUUGUCGGCCACAUCAUUGCCACCCGAACAUCGGGGCCCUGCGUCACCGAUAAAUCCAUGAAGCUUCCUUCCAACUGGCAAAGCGAGCGUUGGACAUUUGAGGAUGGCGAAGCCGUUGGUCAUGAAGAGGGUGGCAGUACUAUUGCGAUUCAUUCACUUGCUGUGCUGGAAGAGCACCAGGGCAAGCAGGUCGGUAGCACUCUCAUGAAGUCGUAUAUUCACCGCAUUCGGGAGGCUCAGAUCGCCGAUCGGAUCGCGAUCAUAGCUCAUGACCACCUGGUGGACUUCUACAAGUCUUUCGGCUUUGAGGAUUGUGGCGAGAGCAAGUGCCAAUUCGGCGGCGGCGGAUGGAGGGAUCUGGUUCUGGAAUUCGGGAAUGAGCCCCUGCAGGGCUAG
This is a messenger RNA of Penicillium argentinense, 879 nucleotides long. RefSeq names its product polyamine acetyltransferase. Gene Ontology annotation, molecular function: aralkylamine N-acetyltransferase activity. The transcript has 3 exons. The coding region runs from base 1 to 879 and encodes 292 amino acids. Lineage: Eukaryota; Fungi; Ascomycota; Eurotiomycetes; Eurotiales; Aspergillaceae. Gene Ontology annotation, cellular component: cytoplasm. The record is from RefSeq and is a predicted model, not a curated record.